AUGUUCAAAUUCGCCAUUGUCUUGUUCGCCAUCAUUGCAUGCGCCGCCGCUAAACCUGGUUUGGUUACCCCAUUGGCUUACACUGCUCCCGCUGCUGUUGUUGCUGCCGCCCCAGCUCCAUUUGUCACUGCCACCAGCAGCCAAUAUGUUGCCCGUAACUACAAUGGCAUCGCCACUGCUCCAGUUGUUGCUCCCGUUGCCACCCCUGUUGUAGCCAAAACUGUUGCUGCUCCAAUUGUUGCCAAAACUUUCGCCGCCCCAGUUGCUGCUGCCUACACUACCCCCGUUGUUGCCAAAUACGCUGCCACUUAUGCUGCUCCUUUCGCUUAUUCGGCUCCUUUGACCUAUGCUGCUGCUCCCGCUCCAGUUUUCUUUUAA
Musca vetustissima is the source of this 378-nucleotide messenger RNA. RefSeq names its product cuticle protein 70, isoforms A and B-like. Bases 1 to 378 code for a protein of 125 amino acids. The transcript has a single exon. Lineage: Eukaryota; Metazoa; Arthropoda; Insecta; Diptera; Muscidae. The record is from RefSeq and is a predicted model, not a curated record.